Molecule: messenger RNA, 2896 nt
Organism: Strongylocentrotus purpuratus (purple sea urchin)
Lineage: Eukaryota; Metazoa; Echinodermata; Echinoidea; Camarodonta; Strongylocentrotidae
Product: phospholipid scramblase 2
Exons: 9
Coding region: 150-1316 (388 amino acids)
Biological process (GO): plasma membrane phospholipid scrambling
Cellular component (GO): plasma membrane
Molecular function (GO): phospholipid scramblase activity
Source: RefSeq, a predicted model, not a curated record
UUCUUUACUCAUUAUGCCCUGCACACAUCUAUGCGUGACUGAUAUCUCGUAAUAAGUAAGGAAUGCUUGGGCUCUUCAUUAACACUCUCUGGAAUUAGAUCUUCAGACGUGUAGCAAUUUUGCUCAGCAUCUUAAAGGGGGAAAUAAAUAUGUCUGAACCCGUCAAAGAAGGAGAGACACCAAAUCAGAAUGGCGAAUCUGAUGCCGCCUCCAAACAACCACCUAGCUAUGGAGUCGACGCCUCGGGACAACCUGUAGCCGGUCAACCCAUGAUGGUGCCCGGCCAACAAAUGAUGGCGGGUCAACCAAUGGGAGCACCCGGUCAACCCAUGAUGGCACCUGGCCAGCAGAUGAUGGUACCAGGCCAACAGAUGGGAGCACCCGGACAACCAAUGAUGGCACCUGGCCAGCAGAUGAUGGUACCAGGCCAACAGAUGGGAGCACCCGGACAACCAAUGAUGGCACCUGGCCAGCAGAUGAUGGUACCAGGCCAACAGAUGGGUGUACCAGGACAAUACGCUUACUACCCCAACGCACAGGGCCAGGUACCCAUGGUGGUGGGCCAGCAACCCGGUAUGCCGAUGCCGGUGCAGCUGAUGCCAGCACCACAGGCUAUUCCCGGGUGCCCACCUGGUUUGGAAUACAUGGUUCAGUUGGAGCAGCUCCUUGUUCAUCAGCAGAUCGAGCUGGCAGAAAUGAUCACUAAUAUCAACUUUGAGAACAAAUACAUGAUCAAAAACAGCAUGGGACAACAGGUCUAUUUUGCCAGAGAACACUCUGAUGCGUGUAUGCGUAUCUGCUGUGGACCUGCUCGAGGGUUCGACAUGACUAUAACUGAUAAUAUGGGACAGGAGGUGAUCAAAAUCACUCGAAUCUUCAAAUUGUGUGCUGGAUGUUGCUGGUGUUCUCAGGGUACCAACUAUUGCUCCUUCUUUAUCGAGGUUGAAAGCCCACCCGGAACGACCAUCGGAUACAUUAGGCAAAGUCGAAGCUUUGCAUCGCCGCACUUCGACGUCACAGACGCUAACGACCAGACGCAGCUUAAGAUCCGUGGUCAUUGGUGUCGAUGCCAGACUAUCUGUUGCACAGCAGACAUCGAAUUCAAGAUAUUCACAAAUGACUUGAAGACUCAGGUUGGAAAGGUCUCAAAGCAAUGGGGUGGCUGGCUAAGGGAAAACUACACACAAGCAGACAACUUCGGAGUUGAAUUUCCUGCCGAUCUGGAUGUGAAAACGAAAGCUCUGCUCCUAGCCAGUACCUUCCUCAUCGACUUCAUGUUCUUCGAGAACCCGCAGCAGAACAAGCAAAAUUAUUGAAGAGAAUGACCCGUCAACUACUUCUUUCGUAGGCCAUGAGAAGCAAGCAACACAUUUUUAAAACUUUAGUUGUCUGUUGCAUGAUUGCCCUCUAUUUUUUUUUAGCUGCAGUGAACUUAUUCAUGCGUCCAGCUUCCCCUUGUAAAUAUUCAUCGGUUACUGGUAAUUUGCACCGUUCUUUAAUUUCAUGAUUUAGAUUUAGAGAUUUUUUAAUAUAUAUUUAUAUAAAUACAGUGUGUAAAUGUUUUCUUUGUAUAUUACAUGUGAUGUUUACUUGGGAUGAAAAUCUCAUAACUUUUUUGGAAAUCAUACUGUAAAUACGUAAUUUUGUUUAUCUGUUUAUUGUAAUUACCGUUAUGAUGCUAAUAAUCAAUGUUAGCUGGAACCACACUAUCACUGUAUAUUUCCGCCCAGCUGAAUUUACCAGCGUGUUGGAAUAUACAUGUUUUACCAUGCCUCCUUGUAUAUACCACGCUACAUCAUCUUUAAUAAAUAGAUAACCAUGAUAACAGUAAGUCCGAGAAUAUCUCACUGAGCACGCCAGACAUAUUUUUUUAUCGCAGUUAGUAAUACAUUUAAUUAUAUGAUGAUGAUGAUGAUAAUAAUAAUAAUAAUUUAUUAAUAUUCUUAUUAUGAUAAUGACAAUAAAAAUAAUAAUAUUAUUGGUAGUAAUAAUUAUAACCAUGGCAAUAAUAACCAUGACGAUAAUAGUGGUUCUUCUAAAACUAUGAUGAAUGUCUGUCAGACUUAACACUCCUUCUGAUCCAAAAUGAGAUAAAUAUGUACAUGUAUUAAUAUAAAUUGAAUUCGUACGUUUGCAUAUAAUAUGAAUAUUGGUGUCAUGUAAAAUAAUAUACCAAUAUGCCUGUAUAAGAUCUUCUUUUUUUCGGAACGAUUUAACCGGUAUAACAUUUCCAAGUGUCAUAAAAUGCUACGAAAUUGUUGUUUGCGCCUAAGCCCAUCACACAAUAAACGAUCCUUCUCUGAUUUAAAAAAUAAUCGCAAUACCACUAGAUACGGAAAAUAAAAAUGUAAUUUUCAAAGAUGAUAUUCUGACUAAUAUGUAUGUACAACAAUUUGAAUUAUAGUGCACUGCAGCUUUGCAGUCCAAAUAGAGAAUAAAUCAAUUUAAUAUCGUUUACAAUCCCAUAUCAAGUCUCUGAUGUCAACACGAUCCUCGGCCAAUUUGGAUUCUUCUUCAUCAAGAAAGUUUUCGAUCCUUUAUAAUUUUACUAUUCACAUGACUGUCUAGAACAUUGAUCGUCCAGGUGUUGUAUAUUUGAAUGUUCAUAUGAAAUGCUAUUGAUAAUUCUUCAAACAUCAGAUUGCAGGCAGAUCGUAUAGUAAGGUAGGAUUAAAUGUACAAACGAGACUUUAGAUUAUUCAUUUACUCAAUUUCGUAUUGUUCCUUAUCUCUCUCUUAGAAUGCGAUACACAAUGUUUAGUAUGUUUUUAUAUCCCUUUAUAUUACCUUGUAUUCGGGAAACUUAUAAACCUUUAUUAGAAUUUUCUUUGUAUGAAAUUGAUCGUUGUACUAUAUAUUUUGAAUGUGAUUAUUAAAAAAAAUCUACAAAUAAACA